UUGUUCCUUGAAUAUUCAAAUCGCUCGCUGGCCUUUACCGGUGGAGGCAGAGAGAGUGAGAGAGAGAGAGAGUUUAUAACGUGAAGUGGAAGACCAAACCCUAGAGUUUUCGUUCUUCAAACCCAAAAUAGAAAUCAAGAGUUUCUUUUGGAAUCUUGAUUUCCAGAUCGAGGGGUGGACGUGAACAAGAAAGGGAAGCAAGUUUAUUUUUCUUCUUCGAAGAGCAGCGUUUCUGGCUUUCGGUUGAUUUGAAUAUCCCUUUGUAAGAAGAGAAAAGGUUUUUGCAUAGAUCUUUUGAGACUUAUCCAUUUGAAGAAGGAGGAGAUCUUGUUAGUUUCUGGAGAAGGAGAAACGAAAUGUUGUCUAGAUCGUAUACCAAUCUUUUAGAUCUGGCGUCGGGGAAUUUCCCGGCGUUGGGGCGUGAAAAGAAGCGGCUUCCGCGGGUAAUGACUGUGCCCGGUAUAGUCUCUGAGCUCGAUGAUGAUCAGGCGAAUAGUGUGUCUUCGGACGUUCCGUCCUCGAUUAUUCAGGACCGAAUAAUCAUUGUUGCCAACCAGCUACCUGUGAAAGCCAAGCGGAGGCCGGAUAAUAAUGGGUGGAGUUUCAGUUGGGACGAGGAUUCGUUGCUCUUGCAGCUUAAGGACGGUUUGCCUGAAGACAUGGAGGUCCUAUAUGUUGGGUCAUUGAGGGCGGACGUGGAUGUGAAUGAACAAGAUGAUGUUUCACAGAUACUGUUAGAGAGGUUCAAAUGUGUACCUGCUUUCCUUCCGCCUGAUGUUUUGAGUAAAUACUAUCAUGGUUUCUGCAAGCAGCAUUUAUGGCCUCUUUUCCACUAUAUGCUCCCUUUCUCAUCUGAGCAUGGCGGGCGCUUUGAUCGAUCUCUAUGGGAAGCGUACGUUUAUGCUAAUAAGUUGUUCUCACAGAAGGUGAUUGAAGUGCUUAACCCAGAAGAUGACUAUAUCUGGAUCCAUGACUACCAUCUGAUGGUGUUGCCAACCUUUUUAAGGAGGCGCUUCAAUCGGUUGAGAAUGGGAUUCUUCCUUCACAGCCCGUUUCCUUCCUCUGAGAUCUAUAGGACUCUACCUGUCAGAGAGGAGAUACUCAAGGCGCUUCUGAAUUCGGACCUGAUUGGCUUCCACACCUUUGAUUAUGCUCGGCAUUUCCUUUCUUGCUGCAGCCGGAUGUUGGGUUUGGAAUAUCAGUCAAAGAGAGGUUAUAUUGGAUUAGAAUAUUAUGGAAGAACUGUGGGGAUCAAGAUCAUGCCAGUGGGAGUACAUAUGGGUCAGAUUGAGUCUGUGCUAAGUCUUGCUGAUCAGGAGUGGAGGGUAGGAGAGCUUAAAGAGAAAUAUGAAGGUAAGAUCGUGUUGCUUGGUGUUGAUGACAUGGAUAUCUUUAAAGGGAUUAAUUUGAAGUUUUUAGCAAUGGAACAGAUGCUGAGGCAACACCCAAAGUGGCAGGGAAGAGCUGUUCUGGUUCAGAUUGUGAAUCCCGCAAGGGGGCGGGGAAGAGAUUUGGAGGAAACACAAGCUGAGAUACAGGCAAAUUACAAUAGGAUCAAUGAAAAAUUCAGACAAUCCAAUUAUGAACCAAUAGAGUUUAUUGAUAGACCGGUUUCAAUAAGUGAAAGGAUGGCCUUUUACACCAUAGCUGAGUGUGUUGUGGUAACAGCUGUCAGGGAUGGGAUGAACCUCACUCCAUAUGAGUAUAUUGCGUGUAGACAGGGAAUCUCUGUGUCGGAGACGGAUGUAGAAUCCAAUGGACCCAAGAAGAGCAUGAUAGUAGUGUCAGAAUUCAUUGGAUGCUCCCCGUCACUCAGUGGGGCAAUUAGGGUCAACCCAUGGAAUGUUGAAACUACUGCAGAGGCAAUGAAUGAAGCAAUCUCAAUGGCUGAGCCUGAGAAACAACUCAGACAUGAGAAGCAUUAUAGGUAUGUUAGCACCCAUGAUGUGGCUUAUUGGUCGAAGAGCUUCUUGCAAGAUUUGGAAAGAACUUGUAAGGACCACUUUAGGAGAAGAUGCUGGGGAAUUGGGUUGAGCUUUGGCUUCAGAGUCGUGGCUCUUGAUCCUAAUUUCAGAAAACUUUCCAUUGAUACCAUUGUGUCAUCAUAUGCAAGGGCGAAGAGUAGGGCCAUACUGCUGGACUAUGAUGGCACUGUUAUGCCUCAAACAUCCAUCAAUAAGACUCCAAGUCAAGAGGUAGUCUCAAUCCUAAACACACUUUGUGGGGAUCCUAAGAAUACUGUUUUCAUUGUCAGUGGAAGAGGGAGAGAGAGCUUGGGCAAGUGGUUUUCUCCAUGUGAGAAGCUUGGGAUCGCAGCAGAGCAUGGCUACUUUAUGAAGUGGCCGACCAAUGAGGAAUGGGAAGUCUGUGGCCCGAGUACCGAUUUUGGGUGGAUACAGAUGGCUGAGCCCGUAAUGAAAUUGUAUACAGAAUCUACUGAUGGUUCUGCCAUUGAAACCAAAGAGAGUGCCCUCGUUUGGCACCACAGGGAUGCAGACCCAGGCUUUGGAUCUAGUCAAGCAAAGGAGAUGUUGGAUCACCUAGAGAGUGUACUAGCCAAUGAACCUGUUGCUGUGAAGAGUGGUCAAUUCAUUGUUGAGGUGAAGCCCCAGGGAGUCAGCAAAGGCCUAGUUGCAGAAAAGAUCUUCACAUCAAUGUCUGAGAAUGGGAAGCAAGCCGAGUUUGUGAUGUGUAUUGGUGAUGAUAGAUCUGAUGAGGACAUGUUCGAAACAAUUGGUAAUGCAAUGUUGAGGAACAUUCUUUCUUCCACCACAGCAGUAUUUGCUUGCACAGUGGGGCAGAAGCCAAGCAAAGCCAAGUAUUAUUUGGACGAUACAACUGAGGUCAUAAACAUGCUUGAAGCUCUUGCUGAAGCAUCUGAAUCUAAAACCUUCACCCUCUAAAGCAGCAGCUGGAAGUUCUGCUCAAAUCCGUCCAUCUCUUCCUUGUCUUAGCUAAUUUUGUUCACUUCCAUGAAGCAAACCUAUAUAGGAAAUGAAAGCAUCAGAACUGGAGGUAGCAAUAUACAUCUCUUGAAAAUUACUUGUUAGAGGAGACGGUCUGCCCUUUUAUUUGAGAAAUUGAGAUUACGUCUAAGACAGACACCAGUGGCUUGAAUCUUCCCAUGAAAGAGUGAAAGAGAAACUCAAAUACUCACAUUGUGGGGUGGGGGGGGGGGUUUACUUGGACAAAACCAGAAUUUGCUAUCUCAGUUCAAACAGCUGACAAGAUUUACAGGGGUUACAGAAGUUGUUCAUGGAGGAUGACUGACUCAAAACCAAAAGAAUCACUAUUUUUUGUUGCAUUGCAGACGUAUAAAGCUACCAAGCUAGCCUAGAGAAAUUUUCAGGCUUAUCACACCAGCAGCAUGAGGAGGUGAGAUAAUCGUGGCUAGGGAAAAGUAGCAAUCUUCUCUUUGAGCUUGCUAAGUAACGUCUCGGAUUUUUGAGAAUCCGGUAGAACAUAAUCAGAUACUGCCUGGUAGAUGAGAUGUCCUGUUAAUAUUGACUGAUAAUACCAUUUUUCUUUCCUUUCAUUCUACAUUUGUGAGUGAAAUCUUUUCUUUUUCCUUUUUUGUUACUCUUACAAUUGGUUGGAUUAUUGAAUCUGUAAAUUCAGAGCAAAUUUUACUUCUCCUAUUACUGCUUCUCCACAGAAACUACAGCCAGGGUUCAUGGCCAAUCCAUAGAUUAUAAUGAAGCAGGGAAUAUUUUGAUUAA
This is a messenger RNA of Nelumbo nucifera (sacred lotus), 3719 nucleotides long. It is a transcript of the gene TPS7, whose product is annotated as trehalose-phosphatase/synthase 7. Gene Ontology annotation, biological process: trehalose biosynthetic process. The record is from RefSeq and is a predicted model, not a curated record. Gene Ontology annotation, cellular component: cytosol. Gene Ontology annotation, molecular function: trehalose-phosphatase activity. NCBI's taxonomy places the organism in Eukaryota, Viridiplantae, Streptophyta, Magnoliopsida, Proteales, Nelumbonaceae.